Nicotiana tabacum (common tobacco) is the source of this 953-nucleotide messenger RNA. Lineage: Eukaryota; Viridiplantae; Streptophyta; Magnoliopsida; Solanales; Solanaceae. The record is from RefSeq and is a predicted model, not a curated record.
AAAGAUUGAAUAAAAUAAUAUUAAACCAAAUUUAGAGUGACAACAUUAUUCAUGCUCUAUAAUAGUGCAAGAAUUAGUGUUGUAUUGGAGGAAAAAAAUACCAACUUUUUCUUUUUCCUUUGUGUCAUUUGCAUAUGAUAACUAUUCUUCUUCUUUAGGGAUGAAGUGGCCAUUUUCAUCUAUGGCUAAUAACUUAGCUACUCAAGCUGAAAGCAGAUUUUUUCAGAAUUACAACUCCUCCCCAAUAGUUUCCAGUAAUUCAAAAAGUUCACCCCUAAAGAACUACAAAUUCACCACAAAAGAUUCCAGGAAAAAUUCUGAACACUUGAGGAAACCUGAGUCAACGUUGACCAUAUUGUACAUGGGUGAGGUCCAUAUUUUUCAGGAUAUCACACCAGAAAAGGCUGAAGUAAUAAUGGACUUGGCUUCUAAAUCAACGACUCUCCACAUGACUGAGAUUUCAGAAAUGGCAAAUAAAGAAAAAUAUGAAGAAAAUAAAUCUGAGCCUUCAACACCAAAUGCAUCCACAAAUUAUGCUAAAGGAGCACUGGCUAUGGCUCGUAGAGCAACCCUUGCCCGAUUUUUGGAGAAGAGAAAGCAUAGAUUGAUCACAGCUAGGCCAUACCAAUAUGGUGAAAAAACACCAAAGUUUCCUUUUGAAAUGCACCAAGAAGAAGAAACGGCGUCGUCAAGCUUUCAUUGGGAAAGCUAAUUCAAGACAUAUGGAUUUUUGAAUUCUUAUUCUUUUAAACGAUAUAUAUUGUCUAAUGUAUUUUUGAAUUCUUAUUCUUUUAAACGAUAUAUAUUGUCUAAUGUAUUUUUGAAUUCUUAUUCUUUUAAACGAUAUAUAUUGUCUAAUGUUCAUAGGACUUCUUUAGAAAUAUUAUAAUGUUUUAUACAAGUUGUAUUGGGAAAAAACUGGAUUUAUAUAUUGAAGAUGACGUGUUAUGACA